UUGCGAACACUUUUGUUUACAGAUGUCGAUGAAUGCAGCGAUAAAAUCCAUGUUUGCGAUGUGAAUGCAAAGUGCACAAACACCAAUGGUUCUCAUAACUGCACCUGUACGGAUGGAUACAUUGGGGAUGGGCAAUCAUGUCAAGGAGCAUUAAUAACUAUAUUAAUAACUACAUGAGUAACUGAGAACAUGUUCAAUAAUGAAUUGAAUGAUUGCCAGACAAAGUUACCUCUCAUUCAUCACUUCAGAUAUCGAUGAAUGCAGCAAUGGAAGCCAUGUGUGUGAUGUGAAUGCAAACUGUACUAAAACUGGUGGCUCUUACAACUGCACCUUAAAGAAAGGCUACGCUGGGGAUGGAAGACGUUGCCAAGGUACAUGUUGUAACUUUUAUUAACAUCUUUGAAUGUAUUUUUUUUUUAACUCGUACGUUUCUUUUGGUGUCUUUUAAUGUCGAAAUAAUAGGUUGAUGCGCGAAAAAAUCGAGAGGUCGGACUUUGAUGUUGAAGUUUUGGGUUUUGUUGCUUUAUUUACUGGAAAUCGAACCUCAAGAGAACAUUUUAGCUCGGAUUUCCAAUUCUUUAAACUUCAAAAACUAGUUGAACACUUCAUAAGAAUACACCUUUUCCGAUAACUAUUUUCACAAGAGCACUUUCGUCACGCAUCUCAAAUUCUGUUCCUCGUGCAACUUCAAUUGUAAGGAAUGAUAGAUGAGGAUCAAGCGUGAAGAACAGCUUAAGCAUUUGAAGCAUCAAAUUGUUCAUGAAAGUAGAAAUUGUUGUGAAGCAACUUUUUCCUACAUGCACGGUAUUUACUGAGAGGAAGAUACGACUGCAACAAAGAUUCUAGUUAAGUGAAAAUUAAGUUUGAGCCCGAUUUAUCUUCUUUCUGCUUAUUUUUUUCUCUCUGUUUAAUUGCACGUUUUCACAUCACAUAACCUUCUAGAUGUCGAUGAAUGCAGCAAUGGAGACCAUGCUUGUGAUAAGAAUGCAAACUGCACCAACACCAAAGGUUCUAACUUUUGUACCUGCAAGGAAGGAUAUACUGGGAACGGAAAGUCAUGCCAAGGUACAUCAUUAGAUUAG
This is a messenger RNA of Pocillopora meandrina, 1082 nucleotides long. The record is from the annotation of a GenBank genome assembly. NCBI's taxonomy places the organism in Eukaryota, Metazoa, Cnidaria, Anthozoa, Scleractinia, Pocilloporidae.